Messenger RNA from Rhipicephalus sanguineus (brown dog tick), 5835 nucleotides. It is a transcript of the gene tn, whose product is annotated as RING finger protein nhl-1-like. The record is from RefSeq and is a predicted model, not a curated record. Lineage: Eukaryota; Metazoa; Arthropoda; Arachnida; Ixodida; Ixodidae. Gene Ontology annotation, molecular function: protein binding; translation repressor activity; ubiquitin protein ligase activity. Gene Ontology annotation, biological process: negative regulation of translation; protein polyubiquitination; proteasome-mediated ubiquitin-dependent protein catabolic process.
UAGCGGCCGCCCAGGGGCUGUCAGAUUCCAUGCGGGCCUGGUUUUGCUUGGUUUUUCACUGUUCGUGUGCUGGCCCGCUUCCCACAUGCACAACGGGCUUGUAUUAGUGGACCUGCGCUGAACAGGCCGCCGAACCACGAAGGCUGCCUGCUUUGGCUGAGGAACGUUAUGAGUCUACGCGAGAACCGAACAGAUGCUGACCUCUCCGCGUCGCCUCGGCUGCAGCAGCCAGAAUGAACGCAGGUCCCACGCAAGCCAGAGCAACGAACGACUACGCUUAAACAACCGAAUUCUUUAAAACCGACUCGAUUUGAGAGCAUCGACCAGAAUGACUUCAGCGUGGAGCCAGCUAGACCAGCUGCUAACGUGCGCAAUCUGUCUAGACCGAUACCGGAACCCGAAGCUGCUACCAUGCCAGCACUCGUUCUGCGCCGACCCUUGCCUGGAAGGGUUGCAGGACUACGCGCGGCGGCAGAUCAAGUGUCCCGAGUGUCGCGCCGAGCACCGCAUCCCGUACAAUGGCGUGCAGACGUUCCCCACCAACGUGACGCUCAUGAGGUUCCUCGAGCUGCACCGCGACAUCACGGGAGAAGAACCCGAGCCGCUGCCUUCGUCCAUGGAACGUUGCCACGUGUGCAGCGAGAAGAGCCUCGUGAGUCGGUGUUCGCAUUGCGAGAAGAAGAUAUGCGAGACGUGCAAGGAGGCGCACUUGGACAUCAUGCGCCGGGAGAUCAGCCGCAUCUGCAACCAAGUACGCAGAUGCCUGAACCGGCUGAACGACCACCUCGCUCAGAACAACAAGAACCAGGACAAGCUAUCUCAAAAUUGCGCGCUUGUGAAAGAGGAGCUGGAUGACCUCAUCAACCGUUACAUAAAAGACCUGCAGCUGGUGCACAAUAAGCUUAAGAAUGAGAUAGACGUGUACUUACAGCAGGAACUCAAGCAGCUGUCGGCGCUUUCCGAGGAUGUUGAGACAGAGGUCAACAACAUUACGUCCAACUGCGACGUCGUUGAGAAAUACGUCAACGACGACACUGAGUGGACGGACUCUGAGCUCGUCGAGUACAAGGAGAUAUUCUCGAAGACUCUCGAAUUCCUGAGGAACUUUGAUCCCGACACGUCUGAUUUUACGAGGAGGGUUAAGCUCCAGAUCCACACCGACCCUGACGCACUGCAUCGCACGUUGGCCAACCUGGGAGAGCUCAAGUUCAACACCCCAAUCACGCAGUCAUCCUCGAAUCUCAACAUACCCCAGCUCAACCUCGGUUCGUCUGGAGGCGGCACGGCCAACGCUCUGAUGCGCAGUCAGAGCGACCACCGCCUCGCAGUGCAAUUCCAAAAGAAGCAGGACGCUACGCGGUCGAUGCUAGACAUUGGCCAGCGGUACGGCGGCCAUCUCAGUGACUCUGACCGAGAUGGCAGCUUUGAGGGUCCUUCUUCAAUGUACUCUAGAAAUCGCGGUAGGGACAACAGUGAGAACUCUAUUCUAAGAAGGUACGGGCCUGAUCGGGGCAGGGACAACGACAAUGCGGACGGCCGACUCUCGAAUCGCUAUGGAAGUCGCUUCGAAGACAGGUCCUGGAGGGACGAAGGAACGGGUGGAAGUCAUCAUAGUUUCAGGUCUCGUUACGCACGUGAGCUUAUGGAUGAUGAUUCAGAAGGACUCAGUAGCCAUACUCGGAACGUCCGCUUCGAGGAACCACCACCUCCACGGGAGAAAGUAUUCGACACAGAUGACGCCACUCGCGGUCCGCUCAGCGGUGUCGUUAAGUUAAGCGAUUCGGCCAAAUUCAUGGAACGCCUCCACGAGAACCAGAUCAGGCAGAAGCAGAAGCAGGCCGAAAAGGAGAGGCUGGAGAACGAACCGCCUCCUGCUCCCGUGGUUCCUGUGCCGCCACCUAGGAGGCCGCCGUCGAGGCAGCUCAGCGAGGACGAAGUCGAGAAGCAGAAGAAGGCGGCCAACCAAGCCGCGGCCGCGUCCACUUCUACGCCCGCCACGUCCCCUCCGCCGCCCCUGGACACGAGGCCAUCGCAGCUCCGGCGACUCGCGCCCAAGGACGACGUUUCGUCGCGGGCGACGCCUCCCGACUCCCCCAGGACGCCAACGCCGCGCCAGAGUUCCAUCGAGAGCACGCCCGCGCAGUCCCGGAGGAGUUCCACGGCUUCCGAAGACACGACGGCCAGCACGACGACGACGGCGACCAGUGACUCGAUGCGGUCGCGACAGCGCCGUGCCAUCGAGGAGGAGCCACUGACUAGGAGAGAGCUGUCCUCGCCUGCGCCCAAGCCUUCGACGCCCGCCAGGUCCACUCGCGCGCCGCUGGCCAAGGCCGUAUCUCUAGACCACGACGAUCGCCGCCGACCGACAGAUCAGAAGAAGGAGGAAGCGAUGACGAGGGCCGGAUCGCUGAGCAGCCCGUCUCCCGCCGCGCACCAGUCGUCGUUCUUCAGCCGCCUGAGGCCGCAGCAGGCGCAGAUUGGCGAAGAAGAGGACACCGAGUCCGAGGCGUCCACCGAGGAAGAGGAGACCUCGGAGGAGGAAGAGGAGGACGAGGAAGAAGACGAUGAAGAGGACGAGGAGGAAGAAGAGACGGUGGCGGCGCAGCCCGAAAGACCCAAGACACCCACGACGCCCACGCGCAAGAUCUCGUCUACGCAGCAGGGUCCCAAGAAGGAAGAGGACAUGACCUCCUCCGUGUCGGCGCUGCUCAACAGGAGCGCCCAGGCGCGGCGGGGUAGCCAGGACGUGCGCUCCUCUACGCCCACGUCGGGCAGGCACUCGCAGUACGCCAGGGAUAAGGAGGAAGCGAGUACCAGGAGUCGCUUCCACUCCUGGAGGGACACGCCUUCGUCGUCGGUGGACGACCCCACCAUGGUGUCCUCCUCCCGAUAUGGCGGUACCUCCUUCUUGGCCAGUCGAAGGCGCGCUGGGGAGGAAGACGUGCCUAGAGGGGAGGAUAGCGCUCCCGGAAGCCGUUUUCUAAGCCGCAGCAGGAGUUCGGCGCUCAUGGACCAGCCGGAACCACGAGCCGAUCGGCGUAAGAAUCAGCAGGAGAGUGCCACUACGACGGGGAGGUCUACGGCGGCGAAUCCGACGUCGCUUCAGGCGGCAGCGCUGCGUAGGAGCCGGCUGACUCGCAGCAAGAGCUCCAACGAGAUGCUGCCCGGAGAAGGCGAUAGCGGUGACGAAGCCAACCUGCCGUCGCCGUCGUACCGGAGUCGCUACGGCCAGCCGGAGAGCGCGCCUGCCCUCAGUGGCAGCGGCGCUCUGUCCCGCUCGAAAAGCAGUCACGUGGUCAAGGACAGCUCUCCGGACGCGGGAGACUACGGAGGCUCCGGCGGUGGGCCCGGGGCGUCGUCCAGCUGGGCGCAAUACCUGCGCAACAAGUAUGGCUCCCGCGGAACCAGCGGCCCCGGUGCCUCGUCGGGGUACGGUCCCAAGAGCGUGUCCCGGUCCCGCAGCUCGCAUGCAGUCUACAGCCGCAGCGGCAGCGACGACAACAGCUCGGAGGACGAGGACGUUCCUGCCCGGGGACGUGGUCCGGAUGCCGGCAGCGGCGCUUCGCGUCACGAUGGACAGUACGGCAGCUACGGCUUCCCUCGAAGCAUGUAUCUUCAAAAGCGCCGUAUGCAGCUCAAGAUCGGCACGCGCGGAACUGAACCCGGCUGCUUCACGUGGCCAAGGGGUGUCGCUGUCGGACCGGACAACUCGAUCGUGGUUGCCGACAGCAGCAACCAUCGGGUCCAGGUAUUCGACGCGUCCGGCCGUUUUCAGCACGAGUUCGGCACGUACGGCAGCUCCGAGGGCGAGUUCGACUGCCUGGCCGGCGUGGCGGUGAACCGCAUCGGCCAGUUCAUCGUGUCCGACCGGUACAACCACCGCGUGCAGAUCUUCGACCCGUCGGGCCGCUUCCUGAGGGCGUUCGGCUGCGAGGGGCGCACCGACGCUCGCUUCAACUACCCUUGGGGCAUCACUACAGACUCGCUGGGAUUCAUCUACGUGUGCGACAAGGAGAACCACAGGGUCCAAGUAUUCCAGUCGGACGGCACAUUCGUGGGCAAGUUCGGCUCGCUGGGUUCGCGGCCGGGCCACCUGGAGCACCCGCACUACGUGGCGGUGUCGAACACGAACCGCGUGAUCGUGAGCGACUCGAACAACCACCGCAUCCAGAUCUUCGACGUGAACGGGCGCAGCCUCUCCACCUUCGGCUCCGAAGGGUCGGACGAAGGCCAGUUCAAGUUCCCGCGUGGCGUCGCCGUGGACGACCAGGGCUACAUCAUGGUGGGCGACUCGGGCAACAACCGCAUACAGAUCUUCCAGCCGGACGGCUCCUUCCUGCGCGCCUUUGGCCAGUGGGGCUCCGGCGACGGCGAGUUCAAGGGACUCGAAGGCAUCGCUGUCAUGCCCAGCGGGAACAUCGUCGUUUGCGACCGCGAGAACCACCGCAUACAGGUCUUCUGAGCAAAAUGCAGAUCGGAAGACGGAUCUACGCGCGGACUCAAUGCCGCGCAAUCGUCGCACUUCGGGGUGGCUGACGCUGGUCCACUUUCGGCGCCAGGACCGGACCUGUUUCCGGAAGGGAGGAGAGACCGGAAGGGGGCCUCGCAAGGAGCAAACACGGAACUAGGGGAAGUGGAAGUCGGUGUCUCUCAACCUGGCCUCCAUAUUCUGGCCGGAGAAGAAUUCGUUUCACCCUUUUUUUUUCUUUUUCUAACCUCCUCUUGUUGUUGUUUUUUUGGUGAUGAAAGCGAAGGCUGUGAUCAAGGACGUGAGUUGUCUCGAGUGUUCGUGGCGUCGCCGUAUUAUGUAGCAUCGAGUUCCAGCAAAAGAAACGUGUUAUAAUACCAAACGAAAGAGAAAUCGCACGGGAGAAUGUUGUACGGGUGACAGGGAAUUGUCUCAGUCGUAUCUCGAUAUAUACUUCGUAUGCUCCCCGAUAAACUCUCGUUGACAAAACUCCAAGAAGUCUUUGGGCGCAGGAAUUGGAAAGCGAAAGAAUGGAGUGUUGCUUCGUAAAGAAAAGCGUUUAUAUAUGCUCCUGAAACUUCAAUUCACAUUCGAUUGGGGCAUAGAUAACGAAUUACAAUACGUGGAUUGCCUCUAUAUUGUUAGCAACGAUCGUCGCUAUGUCAUUCAUACGUACCUGUCUUUCGGGAGUUCGGGGAUAACGAAAAUGACAUGAAUAAUGAGUUUACUAAUUAGAGAUUGGUUUUAGGCUAUCUGGUACAACGUAUUCUUGAAUUAGCUGUGAAGGUACAUAGUUGCUUAUGACAUAGUGUACGAUACUUACCGUGUUGAGUCGUUGAAUCUUGUAACGUUGAAUUUGAUUUGUUAUGGAACGUUUUUUUUUUUCGGUAUUGUGUUUCCUUUCGGUGUGAUGGUUGUACACAGAUUGUCAUAACAGAGCAUUAAUUCUUUUUUUUGUGCUGAAUUUACGGUAUACCAACAGUGACGCCAUUCGUGUUUUGUGACGUGGCCACUUUUAGAGGCUGAAAUGUUCGAUUUGUGUGAGCGAUCUUCCUUUUCGACUUUCUUCACACCUGUUUUCCUCCUUGCAUUUACAACGAAACGUGCUGUCUCCUCCAGUUUCGAAAUGUCACGAUGUUCCCAGAAUCGUGCGCCGAAAGUGAUGACGUGGCUGUAUCGCAGUUGUUCCCACGUGGGUUCGCAACAGAGUGUCUGGGUCUGGCCGUGUGUGUUGUUGUUUCCUUAAGAGUGGAGUGGAGUGAGUUUUGUUUUGAUCAGUUCACGACCUACGCUGUCGCCGCUUGCCCUAUUAAGCACUGCAGCAGUAUUAACGAUAAGGCAUCACUACAUUAUAUACGCGAGCGUUU